AGGAUGUAAUCAAAACAGCAGAUAAAAUAAAAGAAAGGGUGGAAGUGCAGUGUAUGUACUUUUCAACCUUACAAAGGGAUUAGAGAAGCAUGAACCAUUCUCAGCCCCAGUUCAAACACGAUGAAAUACGCACUUCCUCUAGACAACAAGAAGGGGGACAACUUCCACAACUUCCGCCCCUCUUUUUCCCCAAUAAUUUCGAUGAUGAGUUCCCUAAAAGUUAAUUCACAUCCUUCAGCCACAUUCGCCUUCACAAUGUUCUCAGAUUGUUGCCUUGGAUUCACUUCGCAUGCCCAUUCCUUUGUUGUUGCUGGCGCUAAAUUAAGGGCGAAUAUCUUUAAAAAUGGGGUACUCAAAAGCAGCAACAUAACCAGAUUACACUACAACGGCUGCACUAGUUUGGAUGAUAACAGUACAGCCUGCAUUGAAUUUGGAAAUGGGUAUGCCUUAAGCGAAGGAAUACAGAGCCCAUCUGAGUAUAAUGCCGAACAGGAUCCGUUAUUUAACGAAGUAACUAAAAAAACAUUAAGUCCCUCCAGCUUUGAUCCAGUCAAGCUCAAGAAGGACAAGGAGUUGCUAGAUGAUCAAGAGCUAGAACAGCUGAAAUCUUUGGAAAAUUUUGUGUACGAGCAUAGGAUUGAUCAUGGUUGUUUGGUGAUUAAAGCUCUGGAUAAUGAGCACAUGGAGGAUACAUCAGAACUUCUGACAGAUUGCUUAGCAGAAAUUGUGUGGAGGCCUCUGAAUUAUAGGCCUUUGUUGAAGUUUUCAAUCAGAGAGUAUAUGAGGGAGAGGGCGGCUCGUGUUCCUCAUGUUGUCACACUCAUAGGUCUGUAUUCGGAAAGAGAGGGAGAAUGGACCUUUGGUGGCACUGCAGAGGUUUCCUUUAAUUCUAAGGGAGUUUCUGAGUUUCAAGCCACACCAGCUCCUCCGAAGGGUUCUCCAUAUCUCUGCAACAUGGCAGUGAGUAAAGAUCUUCGCAGGAGAGGAAUUGGCUGGCAGCUCUUAAAGGCAAGUGAGAAGCUAGCAACACAAAUGGGAUCCAGUGAAAUGUAUUUACACUGUAGAAUUAUUGAUAAAGCACCAUUGAAUAUGUACACAAAAGCUGGUUAUAAAGUUGUCCAGACCGAGACAGGCAACAUAUUAACAUUGCUUACAUGGCAACGUCGUAAACAUCUCAUGUAUAAGAAAUUGCCACUUAAAAGUUAGUACACAAAGUUAUAAUGCCUUUGAACCUCCAUAUUGUAACAUAUGCUUUUUUAGAUGAUUUCUAGAAAUUUAGCUCAUUUAUUUUCAUGAACAAAAAUGUGAGGCAUAAUGUGAAAAGUGUGGGUAUGUCUAUGUCUUUUGUUCAACAUGAUUAUCAAAAUUUAAUUUCACCAUACCUAAAAUUUCAAAGUA
Molecule: messenger RNA, 1398 nt
Organism: Cryptomeria japonica (Japanese cedar)
Lineage: Eukaryota; Viridiplantae; Streptophyta; Pinopsida; Cupressales; Cupressaceae
Product: GCN5-related N-acetyltransferase 5, chloroplastic
Exons: 3
Coding region: 121-1206 (361 amino acids)
Molecular function (GO): acyltransferase activity, transferring groups other than amino-acyl groups
Source: RefSeq, a predicted model, not a curated record